Hemiscyllium ocellatum (epaulette shark) is the source of this 543-nucleotide messenger RNA. RefSeq names its product ferritin, middle subunit-like. Gene Ontology annotation, cellular component: cytoplasm. The record is from RefSeq and is a predicted model, not a curated record. Gene Ontology annotation, molecular function: ferric iron binding; ferrous iron binding. The transcript has 4 exons. Gene Ontology annotation, biological process: intracellular iron ion homeostasis; iron ion transport. Lineage: Eukaryota; Metazoa; Chordata; Chondrichthyes; Orectolobiformes; Hemiscylliidae. The coding region runs from base 13 to 543 and encodes 176 amino acids.
UCAUCAAAAAAAAUGGCCUCCCAAAUUUGUCAAAACUAUCACCAGGAUUGUGAAGCUGCUAUCAACAAACAGAUUAACCUGGAGCUCACUGCCUCCUAUCUCUAUCAGUCUUUGAUGUCGUACUUUGACCGGGAUGAUGUUGCCCUGCACCAUUUCUCCCGGUUCUUCAAAGCUCAGUCCCAGGAGAAGCAGGAACAUGCAGAGAAGCUGCUGAAAUUCCAGAAUCGGCGUGGAGGCAGAGUCCUCCUCCAGGAUGUGAAGAAGCCAGAGAGGGAUGAGUGGGGUAACAGUCUGCAGGCAAUGCAGGUUGCCCUGGAUCUGGAGAAGAAUGUGAACCAGAGUUUGCUGGAUCUACACCAACUUGCCACUGCCCAGACUGACCCUCAUCUGUGUGACUUCCUGGAGACCCACUAUUUGGAUGAGGAGGUUGAGAUCAUCAAGCGACUUGGAGACUACAUCACCAACCUGAAGCGUCUGGGAGCUCCUGAGAAUGGGCUGGGAGAGUAUCUGUUUGACAGGCUCUCACUGGAGGACAGCAGCUAG